Messenger RNA from Diaporthe batatas, 2247 nucleotides. RefSeq lists its product as uncharacterized. Bases 150 to 1217 code for a protein of 355 amino acids. The transcript has 2 exons. NCBI's taxonomy places the organism in Eukaryota, Fungi, Ascomycota, Sordariomycetes, Diaporthales, Diaporthaceae. The record is from RefSeq and is a predicted model, not a curated record.
UCGGCUCUAUAACGUCACGUCUUAUUGAGCGUUGCUAAUAUAAACUCUGGACGGGACCGUCAUCGACACAACGUGCAUCAUCAUCAUCAUCAUCAGCCCAGAGCCAUCUAUCUAUUCUAGUUGUAAGGAAAGGACCCCAUAUCGACCGCAUGAGCAGUCCACCGCCACCACAACGCUUCGAACCCGUAGUAAUCCCGACCAUCACCCGGUACACACACAUCUACAGCCCCGCAGGCACCGCCAUGAGCAGCACGAAGGAGGUCGGCAUCUUCCCCGCCGCGGGCGGCCUGGGCGGCAGCACCUACAGGCACCUGCUGCGGCUGGUGCCCGGCGACCGCGUGACGCUCAUCAGCCGGCACCCGGACAAGGUCGAGGCCGGGUACCGCGACGCCGGGGUGAGGGCGCGCAGGGCGUCGUACGAGUCGCCGCCGCAGGAGCUGGAGCUCGCCUUCAGCGGGCUGGACGUGCUGUUCCUCGUGUCGUACCCCAGCCACGUCCACGAUUACAGGGUGAAGGUGCAACUCCCAGCCAUAGACGCCGCCAAGCGGGCGGGCGUCAAGCACAUCUUCUACAGCAGCCUGGGCUUCGGCAGCGACGCGGCGGGCGGGGCGCUCAAGGCGGAGUCCAAGGCGGUCGUGAUGCAGGCGCACCUCGACAGCGAGGCGCACCUGGCCCGGCUCGCGGGGGAGGACCCGGGGUUCACGUACACGUCGAUCCGGGAGGGCCUGUACUCGGAGUCGUACCCGAUCUACACGGCGUUCCUGGACCCGAGGGCCGCGGCGGACGGGGCCGAGGUGCUGAUCCCGCACGACGGGUCGGGCCCCGGCGUGAGCUGGGUCCGGCGGGACGAGCUCGGCGAGGCGAGCGCGCGGCUGGUCGCGCGGUACUGCGGGGUCGGCGGGCAGUUCCCGCAGCGGCUUGUCAACGGCAAGGUGCUGCUCUCCGGGCCGAGGGAGGUCAGCCUCGCGGAGACGGUGGGGAUCCUGGGGAGGGCCGUGGGCAAGACGUUCAGGAUCCGGGAGGUCGGGGUCGACGAGUAUGUGAGGCUGCCGCAGGUGCUGCGGGUGUUUGGGUCCGAGGACAAGUGCAGGAGCUGGGCGACCGCGUGGGAGGGCAUCAAGGACGGCGAGGCCGCGCUAGUGACGGGGGACCUGGAGGAGAUACUCGGGCGGAAGCCGCAGGGGUACGAGGAGACCAUCAAGGACUUGUUGGCAUGACUGACGUGGACAAGUAGCGUCUUGUUUGGAUUUUCCGGUUGGUUGAUUAUCAGAGCACGCCAGUUGGGUUUCGGGAUGGGUGCCACAUGCGAAUUCAUACAGGUUGGGUGCCUCCAAUACAGCCUUUUCAGAGUCCACAUCGAUCCUCGGACGAGUCUAUCCGGCGUGUUGUCCUUAUUCCCUGGCCUCGUGCGUGGACUGCAGAGCGGACCCGGUAGCUAUGAGCAGGCAUAUUGCUGAGACGACCGUGCCUGCUCAGCUAAUAGUAUAGCCGCCCUGCCAGAAGAAGGCGCCCGACGCGGCAAGACUGGCCACGGCCAGGGCGAGGCGGAGCUCGAUGACGGACCAGACCCAGAGGCAGCCGAGGGGAGGGGCCUGCUUGAGGACGGCGAUGUAGCCGAACUUGUUUGUGAUGUGGAUCAGGUAGCAGCCGGCGGCGGUGCCCAUGGCCAGGAAUAUGGCCUGCCUGGCAUGGUCCUGGAGGCGCAGGGGCAGGCCGGGCACGACCGUGGUGGCUGCGGCGUGGGGGUGGAGGGCGUAGACGAGAGCGGUAAAGGCCAUCAGAGCCUGCAGGGCCCUCUGUGCGAUCUUGAACCACUCCAUGUCCAUGGCAUACUGCUGCUGCACCAGCACGUCGAGGGUCAGGUGCAGCAUCGCCAGCGAGACCGAGUAGAGCAGCGUCUCGAGGAGGCGCUCUGCACCGGGGGACAGGCCCUCGUCGUCGUCGUCGUUGUCGUAGUCGUCGUCGUCGUCAUCGUCGACAGCCUCGCCGUUCUGGCGCUUGUUCUGGCGCUCCUUGGCGGCGGCCUGCUUGAAGAGGUUCCUCUCGUCGGCAAUGUCGAGCAGCGUCUUUUCCGUCGGGCCGGACCGGUCAGGCUGUUUGAGCUUGAUGUUCUUGGCUCGUUUUUCCUUGCGCUCGCGGACCAUUGUCGCUGGUGUUGCUGGCCUCGUAGCCAAUGUCGAGGGGUGAAGGUCAAGGAGGUCGGGUGGGAGGGACACGAGGGUGUCGCGUGGCUGUCGUGCGACUUUG